Messenger RNA from Serpula lacrymans var. lacrymans S7.9, 225 nucleotides. RefSeq lists its product as uncharacterized. The record is from RefSeq and is a predicted model, not a curated record. The annotation marks the transcript as partial. The transcript has a single exon. NCBI's taxonomy places the organism in Eukaryota, Fungi, Basidiomycota, Agaricomycetes, Boletales, Serpulaceae.
AAGCACUGGAACGAUACAAGCAAUGGAAAGAAGAUGUCCAAAUAUUCUUCCAGACUCAUUUGGGAGAAGAAAACUUCACUCCACUAUACACAGAAUUCCUCCGGAGCGAUGGGGGAGGAGAAUAUACUGGCAAUGCAUUCAAAAAUCAACUCCAAGGAGAUGGUGUCAUCCAAGAAACUACAGCUGCAGAUACUCCGGAACAAAAUGGCAUUGCAGAACGCAUGA